CGUCUUCAGUUUCACUCUCCAUUCAACAAGCGCGGGAAAAUUUUCCUCCAAAUUCCCGCCUCAAAAGCCCUAGCCCCUUUCUCUCUCUCUCAGCGACUGACGCCCAGUCAAUCCUCUCUCAAUCUCUCCAUUUCUGUCACCUUACCGCAGCAAGCUCGGAACAAAAUCGCCGGCUGAAGAUGGAGACGCAAGGCUUGUCGUUGAUCUGCGCUGGCCUCGGCAUAGCGGAGGAGGACGACGACGGCAACCGGAUCGGGUACUCCAAGGGGGAGCAGUGCCUAGAGAAUCUGAAGGAUUUGGUGAGGUUUUUGAGGCGUGAUGACCCGCAGACGCGGGAAGUGUUCAAGCAAGUUUGCAAAUGGAAUAUAGUCGCUAAGGAUUUGAUUCCGAUGUUUCAGUACUGCCAGGAUGAUCGAGAUUUGGUCUUGAACGCAGUGAAGGUUUUUGUGUUCCUUACCAUGCCAAUCGACCCUUCCUCGAAUGAAAUCCCUUUACAAUUGGAGUAUCUUUGGGGUCUGAAGUCUGCGAUAACGUGUAGCGACACAGUUGCUGUCAUCGUUUCGCUUUUGGAAGGGCCACUUGAAGAUUUGGAGCGUGAAUUGUUCACGGAGGAUGAUUGGAAGUUGGUUCAGUUGGUGCUGACUCUCUUUCGGAACAUCCUUGCAAUUCAAGAUGCUUCCUUGCCACAGAAAGUUGGGGGAUCAGCUUGUCAAUUCCUGUCACUGAGAGAUGGAUUUCUUGAGCUCCUGUUCAACGAGAAUGUCAUGGACCUGAUCUUAGUAUUGACUCAGCAUGUUGCUGGUUCAAGUGGCUUCCUUCGUCAUGAUAACUUACUUCUUCUAGAAGUUUUCCAUUACAUCUUUCUGGGGCAAGAUCCGGAUUUGAUUGCCAAAGCACGUUUCAAGGAUUCCAAGGCUGGUGAAGGGAGCAUUGUUUCUGUUGACAAUCUCAAGGCCAUUAUGGAAGAGGAAAAGAAGAAACUUAAACAGUGCAGAUCACAGAAUAUAGCUCGCCACUCCCAGUUUAGUGGGACGUUUUCUCGGAUUACCAUGGAUGGUUCUACGACAGUAUGCAAAGGAAAACCUGGUGCUGCUUCCAAUGCUUUGCUUAAGCCUCAUGCUAUCCAAAGGGGUGCGUCUAAAAAGAUUGUCUGGGACCAUGCCAAGUUUCCAGUGACGAAGCCUAAGGUCUUGGAAUUGCUGCAUGAUUUCAUGAAACAGUUUCUUUCAGGAAGUUAUAAUGUUUUGAUCCAGUCAAUUCGUGAAGAUAUCCAAAAGGAACAAAAUGGAAUCCAGAAGAGCGAUAUCAUUGUUUUCUUCCAAGUUGUUCAGUUUGCCACUUCUUAUCAGUAUUACAUGCUCUUGAAUUCAAAGCCGGAAACUGCAAGGGAUUCUCCUCAAGCUUCUGGCUUCCCUGCUGAUAAUACAGUAUUCACAGGUGAUGUAUGUGGACCGAUUGCAGAAUCAAUGAAGGAAUCAAUGUUUCUACUUGUCAUUUCAACAUGGCGGGAUGCCUUUGAUACUCUGAAGCAAACACAUGAAUACAAGUUACUUUCUGUAGCAGGUUCACUUAUGAAAAUUAUGAUUCGCAUUCUAGACUUGGUGCUUAAGGUACUGCCUGAAAAUUCUAAAGAGCCUCUGACAGCUCGGAUUCUGCUUUACAAGUUAUUCUAUGAUCAGACUGACCAAGGGAUGACCCAAUUCAUCUUGAACCUGAUUAAAGCGUUCAACACCCAUAAGCAAUCGAAAAGUGAUCUUGCAGAUUUGGUUGAAACAGUUCAUGUUAUCGUAAGAUUGAUGGGACUUCUUCAAACUCGUGGCACUAUGAGGGUUUCUAAGGGGGCAAGGAAGGUUCGAAAGAAGAAGUCCUCAAGUAAUCAGAGACAAGACAAAGAUUUACCGAGUGGAGGUGAAGCCACCAUUCAGAAUGGGAAUGAACAGCCACCUGAUUCUGGAAGUUUGGAAAAAGGAAGUCAGGAAAAUAUAACAUCUAACCAACAAGAUGACCUUAACGCUAGUAUUCCUGCUGAUCAACCAGAGAUAACUGUAGAGAUGGGAAAUCCUGACGCUGCUAUUCCUACCGAUCAACCAGAGAUAAGUCCAGAUAUGGGGAAUCCUGACCCUGCUAUUUUUACUGAUCAACCAGAGAUCACUCCAGAUAUGGGAAAUCCUGACACUGCUAUUCCUACUGAUCAAACAGAGAUAACACCAGAGAUGGGAAAUCCUGACCGUAAUACACUGCCAGAUGAUAUAAGGGCUGAUCCUAAUCCUAUAGAUGAUGAUCUGUCUUGUUGCUCAGAUGAUGAGUCUGCUGAUGACGAACCUGUUUCUACUUAUGAAGUUGACUUUAAUGUCACAACUUUCAUGAAAUCUUUCGCGAACCAUAGCUUCGUUAGCAAUUUAUGCUGGUUGCUUAGAUUCUAUAAGAGCAACUCCUUCACGACAAAUCACUACAUCAUAUCCAUGCUGCGGAGGAUAACAGAUGACCAGGACCUUUCUCCAAUGCUAUAUCAGUUAUCUCUACUCACAACAUUUUAUGACAUCCUCAAUGAGCAAAAGUCGUCUCAGUGCAAGGAAUAUGAAAAUAUUGUAGAGUUCCUUACAACUCUGGUGAGGAGAAUGUUGAGGAAAAUGAAGAAUCAACCCCUCCUUUUUCUGGAAGUUCUCUUCUGGAAGUCCAGAAGUGAAUGCAAUUACAUCAAUGCAGACUAUUUAGUACAUGAGCUGGGUGGUUUAAGAAGAAAGACUAAAGAUUUCUAUGGCACUUCAGCCGAUGGAGAAGUUGGUUCAUCAGGGACCAAAGGAUGGGCUCCUAGAAGCAUUGCUGAUGCUCUGGGUGAUGAUGAAGCUGAUGUCGUGAUCUCCCAUGACAUGGAAAAUCAGAAUAUGGAAGACAGUUCAAAUGAAUUGCAGAAUGAGAAGGCGUCAACUUCUGGCAGCAGUUUGUCCAGAAAGGAAUUUCCAAGAAAGAAAAGAUUUGUGCUGACGGAGGAAAUGGAGAUAAGGAUCAAAGAUCUCUACGAGGAAUUCAAGGAUGAUGAGAAAUGUUGUCAUCGCAUCGCUGAAUCCCUAGAUCCUACAGGCCGAGUUUCGCCAACACAAGUUUUAAACAAGCUCAAGCAGCUUGGGCUGAAAGCUUCAUUAAAGAAAAGGAUAAGAAAAGCCAUGGGAACAGAUUCUACUGAUCCUGCUCAGCUCUCUCAAAAUGAAGAGGAAGUAAUCUUGCUCAAGAAAUCCACGGGCGUUAGGAAAAGAGCGCCGGCUAUUGGCAAGGAUCAGGAAGAAAAAAUCAGAGCUUUAUACGAGCAGUUCAAAGGAGAGAAAAGCUGCAGCCACAUGAUCGCAGAUGCUCUGGCACCAGAAGGUAGUUUCACAGCUGCACAGGUUACCCGCAAACUCAAGCAACUUGGACUUCAUGUUCCCCAGAGGAAGAGGUCCCAGCCAGAAGCCAGCACGAGAGACGAGGAAGUCAACAAUGGACACGAAUCUGAAGAGGAAGAAACAUUGCUGUCCUUCAAGAAGAGGAGAGCCAAGGAGGUCCAAGACCGAAAGAAAAGCAGGAAACUUGCUCCAGAAGCAUCAGCGAGCAGAAUUGAGGUUCCUAACGGUGCCAUGGAUGGUGCUGAAGGAAUUGGUGAAGAUGAUAAUACUUCUGGUGGUGGCAGCCCAUCUGGCAUUUCUCCUGCUGCUGCUGCUGCUGGUGAUGACCAAGACAGAGAGCCGAUGGUCGAUGAACCAGAGGACGAUGACGUGGAUGUUUCUCCAGCUGAUGAUGACGAGGACGACGAUAAUGAACUCAUGGUGGAUGAACUGGAGGACGAUGACGUGGAUGUUUCUCCGGUUGACGAGGAUGAUGAUCAUGAUGGACAGAUGGUGGCAGAUGGAUUGGAGGAUGAUGGCGUGGACAUUUCUAUUCCUAGUCCACAGAUUGGAAGUGCAGUCUCCAGGAGGAAAUCGAGGAUGAUAAUCGAUCUCGAAGAUGAAGACGACGAUUAAAACGAGUGCUAGAGGGCUCGGAGCAUCGUAGGCGCUUUAAGCCAUGAAGUGACUUCCAUGUUAUUAAGUCCAGGAUGGGGAUGGUUGCGUGGGUGGUAAGUUACCGAGGUGCCUUGCCUUCCCUUAGAUGAUUUUCCUUUUGUUCAGAGUUCUUUUCGUUAGGUCAUUUGUAAAUCCCUCCAGCUCAGCAGCCACAUCACCAACCACUGUCCCCUAGUGAAGAAAUGUAUGUCUAGUUAACUACCGGGGCCACUUGCAUCUUGGGCCUUCGGCCCGAUAUUAGACUCCUCACUUCAAAAGGCAAAGUCACCGUAAGCCCAGUCUUAACUCCAAACUCCAAGCCCACCUUAAUAACCACACCUUGAUCCAUGCCAUGCAUGUAUACGUACAGUUUGUAGUAGCGAUGGCAAUGGGGCGUAGUACGGGUUUCCAAUACUCAUACUCGUCCCACAUCAAGUGACAAGUAUGAAUCAAGGUGAGUAAUAUCUGUGCGGGAAUGGGACACAAUGGAUCGAAAAUAAAUACCUAUGCUCAGUGGCGGAGCCAGAAAAUUGGCCAAGGGGGUGUCUUUGUCAUAUCAUAAAAACUCACCUAUACAAUAGAAAAGUCAACUUUAAAUUAAACAAAAAGUCAACAACGCAAUACUCUAAAAUCAUACAAUUACAUUAAAAUAGUUUCACGUACACCGGUUACAACGUCAAACAAAUAAGUUCAGUACAUACAAAUCAAGACUUUCAUUCAUCAAAUGUUACGAAUUAGAACUAAGAAGUACCUUGGAAUUGAUUUUGUGAAACAAACAAGUGAACUUAAAUUGGUACUUCUUCACUUUCAACUUUGUUUAAACAAAAGACAAGAAAUUUCUCUGUUGUAGAGCUACAAAAAAAAAAAAAAUUAAGCGAGUUUAAACCAAACACAACAAUUUAUUACUAUAAAUAAAGACGAAAGUGCAUUGCAUAACAAAACUCACUCGAUUGAAAUGAUAAGAAAUUCUUCCUGCAACUGAAUUGUCAUUGGUUCGAAUUUGUAUAUACCCCUACUUGGAAAAUUUUUCUCCAAACCCAAGGGGGGUGCAAGCACCCCCUCCUCUCCAAGUGGCUCCGCCACUGUCCAUGCUCCGUCCCGCACCACUACGAGUCGGGUAAUACCCGUCUUAUUACAGAUCAAGUUGGGUAAUAUCCAAAUAAGCCGGUUCAAAUUACCAUCCCUAGACUUAAUUUGCCGCAAUCUCUUGGCCGAGCGACGAUGCAGAUACACCUGACUUUUGCAUGGCCAUACACGUACCGUCGGUCGAUUCGACUGAUUACUGUGGCAAAACAUCGACCGGUCGGUCACUCGGUUUACUGUUCCAGAUUCCCACACAUUGCCAAAACUUGGCCAUGGACCAUGAACCGAAAACGUGGCAAAUUAGACACGCAACUUUCCACAUAUGAAAUGACGACGUUGUUGAGAUGGGUCUUAUAGCUAGGUUACAAAAAGCUACGUGGUGCACUAUAAAUAUGCGUGGAGCCACUGUAUAUAGAACAUGCUGGUUUUUUAACUGUACAUUUUGAUACUGUUGAGAUACACGAAGUUGACGCUUCUUUUAGGUCUCUAUUAUUUUGGCCUCUCGUCCGUCAAUUUGGGCUGCAGGUGUUGUCACAGUCUUUCGCCACCGGCCGCUCGAGCCAUGCAGGUUCUGGAAAAAGGGUGUACGUACGUAGUCAAGUAUUUUUCACAGAGGUGGGGCUCUACAGAUUUAGGGUUUUUGGAUUGGUAAACCGACGAAAAUGGACGGUUUAGAGGACAAAAGAGGUAGCCCCCAGGGAUCAAACACACCAAAUACACGGUAUGAGAAGUACAGUUUGAAGAAAAGCGCAUAGUUCAAGCUAGGGGUCGGCAUUCGGUCGGUUCGGUCCGAACCGAAAUUAUGAAUACCGGGUCCCCGAAUUCUCUCAAAUCUCAUACCGAAUUUGAACCGAAUUAUAAUUCGGUUCGGUCAGUUUAAACAUAUAAUAAUUUGGAAUACCGGGUCCCCGAAUUCUCUCAAAUCUCAUACCGAAUUUGAACCGAAUUAUAAUUCGGUUCGGUCAGUUUAAACAUAUAAUAAUUUGGUUCGAUUUGGUUUUUCACCCAAAACCGAAUUUGUGAAGCUACUUAUAUGUUCUCACUUUUAAAUUAUUUUUCACCCCUAAUAUAAACAAUAAAUAUCAAUUAUAUGCAUAAAUGAUAAAAUCAAACUUUUCAACACAUAAGUCAUAAAAUAUUUCAAAUAUUUAAGUCUAAAAACAACUACAAACAUAAAAAUCCACCAUUUGGAGUUUGCAAUUAUAAUAUUUCGGUUUUUCGGUCGGAAAUUCGGUUUCGGUUUAAAGAAUCCUGGUUUCCGAACUAUCCAUAUUUUCCUUCCGAAUUCCGAACCGAAUAGCAUUAAUUCAGUUUCGGUUCGGUUUAAUUCGGUUUUGGUUCAGUUCGAGUUUAGCGAACCGUUUGUCCACCCCUAGUUCAAGCACAACAAAAAUGUCUCCAAGACAAUUCGAAUUAUUGGCAGAAGUAAGUUCUUAAUAUUAUAGUCGGAACUCUGAUCGAGAUGAUUUGUGUUCUAAUUUUUGACGGCUUCAAAAACUUCAACCUCUCUCUUGAUUUUGCUUUCGUGUAAAGAGAGAAAAAUGUCAAGAGAACUCGCGGUUGGUAGCCUUACCAUCAAUCCAGCUUCCCCAACAAUGACACGAAAAUGAUGAUGAUCAAUUAGCUUUGUUGGUUUGUUAAUAAUACUUCAGUGUAUCAAGUUUAUGUGUGUAGGUUCAUAAACAUGUUAUACCAUGAGUGCUAUUAUUAUGUAAUCUAGCUCCCAACAACUGCACAAACACAAAGUAAUUAUUAUGUAAUUUAUUAUAGAGUUCUUCUCGCCACAAUUUGGGUUUCCAACUUUUCAUGUUCCUAAAAGCAGCUGUGAAAUCAGAAAUAUGUGAAACCAGAAAUUUGAACAAGAUGAAGUUAAGAGAUUUACGUUUGAGAGAGAUUUGAACUAUGGUCAGAGGAAGAGAGGAGGGGCUAAAGAGUUACCAACUAGUCCAUUUUCUAAUUUUAUUAGAAAUUUUAUAUGUAAAUUUGUCUACAUUUGAAAGUUAAGAGAGUCUAUAAUGCCUAUUGGAGACAACGUGACACCUGCCUUAAAGCUACGUAUUUUUCCAUUAAUUUCUAAGUUACAGUGAAAAUUAAUCUUUACACACUCUAUAUGUAGUAUACACCCUUCGAGAUUUCGAAAAUAAGACAAUGACAAUUACCAUCGCAACCUAAUAUCUUAACAUGAAUCACAUGAUCCUAUCGGAGCCUGUUCAAUACCAGUAGUCAGUGGCGGAGCUGUGCACACUUGAGGGGGUGCAUGCACCCCCUUGGCUUUGGGACGGAAAAAAAAUCCAAUAUAUGUUAGUAGGAAGCAAGGAUCGAACCACUAAUUUAGUGGUUAACAAUGAAAAAUCUUUACCAUCUCGACUAAGAAUUUUUCAUUUAUAAUACAUACAUGUUUAAUUAUAUUAAUGUUAAUUAUCUGUCCUAAUAUCAAAACGCAAAACUCUAAUCAUCUAUCCCAGCAAUCCCCAGUUACAAUUUCGUUCUUCCUCCACCCAGCGGUAGCAGAGGCGCUGCGAGUUGCAAGCCGAGCUCGCCCAACCUCCAAGCUAUCCAUCCUCCAGCCCCCAUGCUCUCCAUCUCUGGCUCCAAGCUCGCCGAACCUCCACCCACCACCAAUAUUUCCGGCUCCUACCCAACAAAUCCAAACUAUUUCUAGGCUCCAGACUUUCGUUCUCCGUCCUUCACCUCCAAAAAUCCUUCUCUUUUCAAUCGUGAGCAGGUUAGGGGAGCAACAAGCACAAAAUUACUUUGUUUGACAUCAUCAAUCUUUAACAACAAAGUAAAAUCUAAGUUUUAAUUUCAAUUACUUGAAAAUUUUAUUAUUUGUGUUAAUUUAGGGUUAGGUUUGUGUGUUUGUUAUACUCAAUUUCAUCUCCAAAUUAACUACAUAGACUGAAUUAGUCAUAUAAUGAAGUUGAUUUUCAUAUUUUCGUUUAGAGUUGACUUUUCUAUUAUAUAGUUGAUUUUUUCAUGACAUGAAGAAGCAACCACUUGGCCAAUUUCCUGGCUCCGCAACUGCCAGUAGAGCUAGUUAAUCAAAAGAAGAAAGAAAGGAAACGAGGGCCUUUGGUACUGUUGAUCACAAAUAACCCGACCAAUCCAUCCUUUUUGUUACCAUCGAUCAUGUGCACAAAAUAUAUAGGGUACGUCUUCUUUGUGUUAACUUCUGCACAUGGACGACGAGACUUUGAGAGACUGAAACAUCAUGAUUACAAACUCAAAGCCUAAAGAGCGGCUGUCGUUUUAAAAUUUCCUCCAUUUGUUUUUUGUAUCAUUUUCCAAAAAGCAUUGGUUGCUGUUUUGUUUGAUGGGUUGUCUUUUCACCAUCGUUGUUCUCCACUUUUAGGGUGAAAUAAUGCCCUAUUCGAUUCUGUGUUUUUCAAUUGAUUGACAGCUUUUCGUUGUGGCGCCAAUCAUCUGGGAUUCGCGAUAUGUUACGGCCACCAAAGAGGCCUCUCUCUGUUUCACAACAGUGGGAUAAAAUGAUAACGUGUUUGUUCCGUGGUAUUUCUAUAGUAGUCUUUGCAUUGUAUAAUUUCAAUACACGUGUAUCUCUAUGACGGUGAUUUUUUCGUGGUAUGAAAUUGAGGCGUAGUGGGUAACUUACGCCCUAAUCUCGUUAUUAUAGUAACUUAUGCAUGGGUUUUGGGCUGAGCAAGUGAGUGAGGUGAUAUUGCGGAUACAAUAAUAAUAUAAUUUAGGGUUCCAGACGUGGAAGAAGUCUAGCUAAUUGGUCAUAGAGAUCGGAGCAGUUGUUGAUGUGACUUGAAUCGGACUAUCAGCCGCUACGACUAGUAGUCGGGGGGGUCUCGCUGUUAUUCGGGUUCGGGUUCUAGGCAUGGUCUGUAACUGUUUCCUUUGCCAUAUUGGAUUAGGUUUAGACCCACAUGGAGAAGUACUAUAAAUACUUCUCAUACUCCUCUGUAAUCUGUAAUCUCCUCGAUAUAGUGAAACUGGCUCUCUCUCGCCCAUGGACGUAGCUAACACACAUCGUGUUAGUAAACCACGUAAAUCGUGUGUCUGUGUUUUUCUAUUCUCGCUUUCGUAUUCUUACUUUAUCGAUUCCGACGAUUGCCCGAUCCAUAGCAGCGCGUUUAUAACAGCAGUCCUUCAACAAGUGAGUCAAAUUAUACAAAAUUCUCGAGACUCGAGAAAAGAGAGAAAAGCAAAAAGGAAGUGGAUAGACACUCCGUGGUUCGGUGGGAUGAAUUUCGGAUUUUAUACGAAAACAUGGUACGGUGGUUAGACUUUUUUUUAUUCUCCAGAUUAACACGUUAUUACUGGACGUUCAUACUGAUAUCGACACGUGUGUGGGCACGUGGCUCGAAACUAUUCGCUACCCCCCCCCUACAUAAACGUAACCUGAGCAAAGCUUUCUUCUUUUUAUUCGCCCUCAAUGUUCAACGUUCGUUUGACAUGAUGAUCGUAGAUGAGAACAACAGUUGCUCCGAGUGGGCCCAACCGAAUGGACCCGAGCGAGGCUUCCUACAACCAUUGGCUGGGCCUGCGCCUGCUAGGCCCAUCUAAUUAUCUCUUAUGAACAUCGAUGGGGUCAUCAUGAUUAUUGAAGCAACCUCGAUUGUUCUAUAACACACUGUUUGAUUAGAGGGUGAAAAUUACGUAACCAAUAAAUUAAACCACCCUUGCAAACAUAAUAAUAAGUCUCUUGCUUUGCGUGACGACAUCGCCGUCUCCGGGCCGGGACCAAUACGUUGGGAGUCGCUAUCUGCUGUUGGGCUUUUGUCGCCGGAAAUAAAGAAACCACAACCAC
Messenger RNA from Linum trigynum, 9876 nucleotides. NCBI's taxonomy places the organism in Eukaryota, Viridiplantae, Streptophyta, Magnoliopsida, Malpighiales, Linaceae. The record is from the annotation of a GenBank genome assembly.